CAAGCAAGCACUGUGAAGAAGGACCGACAAAAGACUUGGAGUCAGAAGGGCCCUCAAAAGUGCCCCAUAAUACGAAGGCUAUGGGCGGGCGCGGAGGCGGGUCGUGUGUGGAUUUCGUGGGGAAACACCAACCGCUAAGCGGGCAGCUUCGCCAAGUGAAGAUAGAUCCCGGACCAUCGAUCACCGAGGCUGCCCCGACUGGACGCGCGAAAAGACGCGUCUGGACAACAAACAACCGCACCACGACGACAUGGUCAGCAUCAAGCGAGGAAGAGACGAAACUGAAGAGGAAGGAACACCGCGCAAGCUCCGCGCCCGCAUUGCCGAUGACGAGGCCGGUACCGACUCAGACGCCUUUGAGGCGCAGACACCGUCGCGGCGGGCCAGAAAUCAGCACCUGGCGGACGUGGGCACGCCCAAGUCAAUACUGAAGAAGACAAGCACGCUCAAUGGCAUCAAUGGCGUCAAUGGCGCUCAUGCCGCAACGCCCAAGUCGAGUCGAAAGCUGCUGUUCGAGACACCCACCAAGUCCGCCAACGGCGACACACCGAAUGGGACGCCGACAAUUGUACGCAACGCCGAUCGCAGCGCAAGACGAAAGAGCAAUCGGCGGAUACUCGAGCACGCGGCACACGGGGAGGAGAGUGACGACGAGGCCUUCGAUGAGGAGGCGACGCUAGCAGAAGAGAUCCUGGAAUCGGAUGGGGGAGCAGUAGAGACUGUGGAAGAGGCCUCGCCAGCAGAGGUGCCGGUUCCAGAGACGCCGUUAAAGCGUAAGAGAGGCCGACCGAAGGGCUCGGGCAAGAAGAAGCCAAAGUCACCCACGCCGCCGGCCGAACUGCCGCCGCAUGAAGAAUACUUUUGGCAGAAUCGACCCGGUGGACUAAAGACCUCGAACAACACGCUCUCUGCACAGAGUCUACUCAAUCAUGACGAGUACUUUCAGGCGAUAUCUGGCUACGAAGACCCCCAUCAGCCUGAGAUGGAUUUCCUGCUGGAGCUGCACAGCCGUGCCUUUAGUCAGUGGAUCUUCGAGCUCGAGGAGGGCUUCAAUAUUUGCCUCUACGGCUACGGGUCGAAACGCGCCAUCACCGACAAGUUUGCGGCACAUCUGUACCACCACCUGUCAGAGAUGGCGCCCUUCAAGGGUUCCAAGAGGACCCCAAAGAUCGCGGUGAUCAACGGCUACGCUGCGGGCACUACACUGAAGGAGCUUCUGACGACCAUCGUCUCGAUCGCAGUAUCCAACACUACCAAGCUGCCCAACCAGCCGGCGGUGUUGCUUGACUUUCUGCUCGACCAUCUUUCGACGAACCCACCUUUUCACCCGAUACCCGUCAUUCUCAACUCGAUCGACUCGCCGUAUCUGCGGAAAGCUCCAGUACCUUCGAUGUUGGCUCGCCUCGCUGCUCAUCCGUCCAUCAGCCUCAUUUGCACAGCGGACUCACCAAACUUCCCGCUGCUGUGGGAUGUGGGUCUGAAGACGCAAUACAAGUUUCUCUUCCACGACGCGACCACCUUCGCGCCAUACGAUGCGGAGAUAGACGUGGUAGAGACUGUAAACGAGCUGCUUGGGCGCAGUGGCCGGCGCGUCAGUGGCCGGGACGGUGUGGGCUUUGUCUUGCGCUCGCUGCCUGAGAACGCGCGAUCGCUGUACCGCAUCCUCGUGAUGGAGCAGCUCGCUCUGGACAUCAUGGAGCAAGGCCUUGAUGACGAAGACGCAGUCACUGCUACACUGAAGAACAAGAAGGUCGCACAAGCCAAAACUGCUGUCCCUGAGUCGAACCAAGGCGUCGAGUACCGCGUGCUGUACCACAAGGCGGUGCAGGAGUUCGUCUGCUCCAGCGAAGUCGGCUUCAGGACACUGCUGAAAGAGUUCCACGACCAUCAGAUGAUCGAGAGUCGGAGAGAUGCCAUGGGCACGGAGAGAUUGUGGGUGCCGUUUAAGCAGGAAGAGUUGGAAGGGUUGGCAGAAGACCUCGCCAGCGAUGCGUUUUGAGCGAAAUGCAAAUCGACAGCGGUAUUGACGUUCGCUCUUUCGCCCAUCUUCACAGUCAUCAAAGUUGAGCCAGCACCCAGUAAUCUCGACCACGAUGUAGCAUCCGCGGAACAUCAUUCGGCGUGCAAUGGGCAGACCAUUGGACCCCGCCAGCAGAAUCUUCGCAGCAUCUAAUGGCAGCCAAGUGCAGAAGCCCCACCAAUAUAUUUGCUACAAUUUUCACUCUUACCAUCAAACUGGU
Molecule: messenger RNA, 2240 nt
Organism: Didymella exigua CBS 183.55
Lineage: Eukaryota; Fungi; Ascomycota; Dothideomycetes; Pleosporales; Didymellaceae
Product: origin recognition complex subunit 2
Exons: 1
Coding region: 251-1999 (582 amino acids)
Biological process (GO): DNA replication
Cellular component (GO): nucleus; nuclear origin of replication recognition complex
Molecular function (GO): DNA replication origin binding
Source: RefSeq, a predicted model, not a curated record